AUGUGGAAAAUAAAUAAUCCCUGUUCCCAAAGCCAAUCAUUCGUUUACCAACCCAAAGCCAAUCAUUCGUAUACCAACCCUGAGGGAAUUUCAGAAACUAUGGUUGUCGAGUGUACAAAUGCACAAUGCAAAAAAUCUGAAUUUCAGACAGUUAUAAAGUAUAUAAUUCCAAUCAACGUACAAGAUUGUACCGGAACCAUUGGAUUGACUCUUUUUGAUAGGGAAGUAAAGAGGUUGUUAAAUAUAAGUCCAUACGAGUUGAAAAAGAUACAUGAUGCGGCCGGAGACAGUGAUUCACUAUUUCCAAUGCAACUUAACGUGUUGAAAAACCGCAAGUUUGGUUUUGUUGUAGAUAUUACAGAAUACAAUGUCAACAACUAUAAUAAUAUCUACACAGUUCUCAGAGUUACAAAAGAUAUGUCCAUUAUUUCUGAAUUGGAAAGUAAAAUAGAACUUAUGACUAUUCAAUCUGUCUCCUUAAAUCAAGUUGCUUUGGAAUCAGAUGAUGUUGUACAACCUGUUCAUAAGGCUUUUGAAUUCCUUUUAUAA
Lactuca saligna is the source of this 549-nucleotide messenger RNA. The record is from the annotation of a GenBank genome assembly. NCBI's taxonomy places the organism in Eukaryota, Viridiplantae, Streptophyta, Magnoliopsida, Asterales, Asteraceae.